UGAGCUUCUGAAGGUAUGGUGUUGUUCAGUCGACCAGUAGACUUCAAGACGUUCACUUCUCCCGCUGAUUUGAGCUUUCCCCCGUGCUCCUCCACCUGGUAGGAAACGGGAAUAAUUCAAUUCGCUUUGAUUCAUUGUUGGAGGCUUUCUAAUUGGCACUCGUCCCCGGAUAAUGUGUUUGGUGUAGAAUCGCAACACGAUGGAUCGCCGUCUUUUCUUCCUGGCUUGCUGCUUAUUUACGAUGAAUUUCGUUUCAUCGGAUGGUCCUGUAUUCGUCAAUCCCUCAUCAGUCACCCUUCCCCCAGCUGUUAAUCAGGGAAAUUACGUCACUCAAACUGUCUAUGGCUUCCUCGACUUUACCACUACAAUCGGAAACACUGUCAUGGUUUUCUCCCCGCAAAGCGCCGCUGUUUCAGAAUCGCCAAAAGUAGAAUCUUCAAAUACCGUAAUCGAUACGAGUCCAAUUGCGAAAAAAGAAACAGUUAUAAUAAAACCAAGCAAGACCGAAGUUAAAAUAAUUUCCAGUAAAGUCGAAGUUAAAACUUUAAGUCAAGACAAACCAAGCACAAAAGUUUCUCCAAGUAUUGUUACAAAAGUGGAGGUCGUGAGUGGUCCUCCGGUAAUAUCUAGUAAAGUCGAGAUUGUUACAAGUUCGGAAAAAGCGAUCAGUAGUGUUGUUUCGGUUAAAACUGAAGAAGAACCGGCGGUUAUCCUCGGCAACAAUAUUGCUGAACCCGAAUAUGACUUCCUGUCCCGCCAACCGUCUGAAGUUGUUGAAGAAACCUACAAAGUUAUUAACCUGAAACCCAGUUCAAAGUUCCAUCUCAAGCCUCGGACUUCUGAACCCAAAAACAAACGUCCGGAUUCAUUACACCCAACGGGAUUAGUCACGAAAUUAGGAGGAACUGUCGUAAAGGAUGGCACGACGACUAUCCACGAGACUAGCGUGAUUGGGACUUACAUUUCGGGGAAAUACGCACAAGUCCUCCAGAGCACUUCACAUAUCCACAAUCCGCAAAAAGCCAAGAUCAGUCCGUCGCCGACGUUGCGAAUUCUUAAAACAGCCGCCCCUUCGUUGGGGAAAAGCAAGCAUCAUCGCCAUUUGGAACCAACUCCCGCGGGUUCCAUCGAGGAGACGAUUGUAGCGGCGGAAUCUUCGAAUUCCAUCAAAUCGACGAGGAAACCGGCGGGACCCACAUUUAAGCCGCGGUUCAAAAAUAGACAAAAGGAGGAGGAGGAGGAGAGCGAGGAGGUGCAGCAUACCAAGAAGAAAUCGCAACGUACACGAAACCAAGGGAGAAUUUCUAAACACAACACCUCACACAGACCUCACAAAUACGGUCGGAGUAGCAGAAAAACUACAACAUCACGACCUUCUGUACACAGUGAAGAAGCAACAACUUCGUCGAAUAAACGCUACCAGAACCGUCGUAAACAGCAACGUACCAGCACGGAAUCCUCAGGCUCCGGUGGCUACAGUCGUCGUGGCUACAAGCCCAAAGUCCAGACCUCUACCGUGGAGCAAACCUCCGCAUCUACAAGCCUCUACAAGUUCAAAUUGAAUCGGUCUCCUGGCAGAUGGCAAUACAAGACGACACCCAAGCCUCGCGUUACCAUCAGGAAGCAAAACGACGACAAUGACGCCAGUAACGAGACGCUCGGAACGACGCCGACGACGCUGCAAGACGUGUCUCCGGCACUCAACGACGUCGUUACGCCCCAAGCGAGGUCCGACGACGUCGACGGACUCGAAGAAUCCGAAUCAAUUGCUUCAAUUAUUGACGAUCAAAGCUCCACCGAAAAUAAACUUGACACGCCGUUUCCACUCGAAACGCUCAAGGUGGAAAUUUCCACGCCGCCGGAUUUUAAAGAUAUCUAUUACGAGAUUGCCACAAUCAAGUCACCUUUCACCUUCCAGGCCGGCAACGUGAAAAACACCCGUUACAUAACCGUCACGUCCACAUUUGAAAAAAGUCUCGUGAACACUCCCGAAGCCACAAUCUCGCCGUCAGGCAGCGAGCCAUUAACGGAAAAUAUUUUAGCCACUUCAAGCAAUUACAAAGACAAUAAUUUCUUCGAUUCGAGUGUUGCCACGUUACCACCAAUUUAUCUGGCAUCCGACAUGCAAACUCCGCCCUUGGAAACACUCACAGAGACAUUCAGCACGACUCAAACCAUGCUCAAGACUCAUAUCCUGCCCGUCAUUCACAGCGGUAACGAAACAGCCACUUCAACACUCGUUCAAACGUAUUUAAUAACAAGAUUAGUGACGGCGACGAAGACUUUACCACCUAUGGAAGCUUAUCAUUUCAUUCCGAGUAAAACUUUGAAAGAGUUUAAUAGUCAUUUGGAUGAAGCGGGGUCUGAGUUGCAUCUGGAGUUGGAGUUUGGGGAUCAAAACGAUCAAGAAGAUGAAGGACAAUUGAAAAGAAGUUUCCCUCAAGAUUUGGAUUUAGCCAAAAUUGGUUCCGAUUUUGAUAUCUCUGAUGUUGACAAAUCCAAACUUCCGGAAAUUCAGAAAGUGAAAACAGGAAAAUCAAAACCGGUUUUGAGCGAACCUCAACAAACCCCAGCUUUAAACCCUGAUCAACUCCAACAAUUGGCUCUCUUGAGACUCUUAAACCCGGCCGCGGCUCAAGGCCAAGUCAUCACCACCUCAAAACCGGUCUUCAAAAUUGAAACAGUUUACGAAUCUCACAUUAUUCCUAUCGUAAACGGGGGAAACACAGUCUUGAGCACUAUAUCCAAGGUUCUAGGAACUAUAACAAAAACAGACUUUGAGUUUGGGACUAGUACACUGGCACCCCCUGCGCUCCCAAUCCCACCGAUUCCUCCGGUGAAUCCUCUGUUUCCCGCGGCUCAAUUCGCCGUCACUUCGUCGCCUGUAGUCCAAAGCACUUUGGUUACGCAAACUGAUAGCAAGGUGCUCAAGCUGACUUUCGGGGCUAAGACGGCUUAUACGACGAUUUUCUCUACGAAAGUCGUACCGAGUUUGGUAACGACGUAUAUGACGGCGUCGGUGCCCGUACAACCCACGGCUUUCCCGGGAUUCUUCCCGGCACCGUAUCCCGGAUAUCCCUUUGUGGGGUGAGUGACGUGCGGUCGCGAUGGACGAUCCUUGUACAGUUUUGUGUAAAUAAAUGUGAGGGAAAAUCGGUGAGGACUGAUUUAUUUAUAAUCUUCAUCAUCAUUUACUACUACUUGUAAAUAUUUUAGUUAGUAAUGUACUUUUUAUAUUGUAAAAAUGGAUAAUAAAACUUUAUAAAAUAAA
Tribolium madens (black flour beetle) is the source of this 3271-nucleotide messenger RNA. RefSeq lists its product as uncharacterized. NCBI's taxonomy places the organism in Eukaryota, Metazoa, Arthropoda, Insecta, Coleoptera, Tenebrionidae. The transcript has 7 exons. The record is from RefSeq and is a predicted model, not a curated record. The coding region runs from base 200 to 3091 and encodes 963 amino acids.